AUUCCUCUGAACCUGCCGUGCUCCGUCACCCUGCAGCCGGGCCCCGAGGACACCGGGAAGGCCUGCGGGGUCGACUUUGAAGUGAAAGCUUUCUGCGCCGAAAACGUGGAAGAAAAAAUCCACAAAAGGAAUUCGGUGCGUCUGGUGAUCCGGAAGGUUCAGUACGCUCCGGAGAAACCGGGCCCUCAACCGACGGCAGAAACCACCAGACAGUUCCUGAUGUCGGACAAACCUCUGCACCUGGAGGCCUCUCUGGACAAAGAGAUUUAUUACCACGGAGAGCCGAUCAGCGUCAACGUCCACGUCACCAACAACACCAACAAGACGGUGAAGAAGAUGAAGAUCUCAGUCCGACAGUACGCAGACAUCUGCCUGUUCAACACGGCGCAGUACAAAUGUCCCGUGGCCACCGAGGAGUCCGAUGAUGUCGUCGCUCCCAGCUCGACUUUCUGCAAAGUUUUCACCCUCACGCCGUUUCUGGCCAACAACCGAGAGAAACGCGGCCUCGCUCUGGACGGAAAACUGAAGCACGAGGACACCAACCUGGCCUCCAGCACGCUGUUACGAGAAGGAGCCAAUAAGGAGAUUCUCGGCAUCAUCGUGUCGUACAAAGUCAAAGUGAAGCUGGUCGUGUCUCGAGGCGGGCUCCUGGGAGAUCUGGCGGCGAGUGACGUCUCCGUUGAGCUGCCGUUCACGUUAAUGCACCCGAAGCCCUUAGAAGAAUCCAUCUACAGAGACGGUGACGUUAACGAUGACAACAACGACAACAACGACAACAACAUUAACGACAACAACGAUAACGACGACAACAACGACAACAACGUUAACGACGACAACGAUAACAACGACGACAACGUUAACGACGACGAUGACAACAACAACGUUAACGACGACAACAACGUUAACGACGACAACAAC
This is a messenger RNA of Plectropomus leopardus (leopard coralgrouper), 918 nucleotides long. The record is from RefSeq and is a predicted model, not a curated record. Lineage: Eukaryota; Metazoa; Chordata; Actinopteri; Perciformes; Serranidae.